Messenger RNA from Drosophila sulfurigaster albostrigata, 3305 nucleotides. RefSeq names its product integrator complex subunit 5 (gene omd). The record is from RefSeq and is a predicted model, not a curated record. The coding region runs from base 77 to 3106 and encodes 1009 amino acids. NCBI's taxonomy places the organism in Eukaryota, Metazoa, Arthropoda, Insecta, Diptera, Drosophilidae. The transcript is spliced from 9 exons. Gene Ontology annotation, cellular component: integrator complex. Gene Ontology annotation, biological process: snRNA 3'-end processing.
CAAUUUGGUACUCAACCGAUACCGACGGCUGCUGCUGCCUGCAGAAGAAGAAAAUAAACCAAACAAACAGCGAAAAAUGUUGCAACAAAAUAUUUUAGAUCAACUUAAACAAUUUAUAGAAACAGUUAGCAGUGACCACAGCAAUCCACAGUCGCUAACAAAGCCCUCACUCAUCAAAGUUGCUUUGGGCUUUCUCGAUGAGUUGCCGGCGACGCGCGACAUUGUCUUCGAUUACUUCGGCAUUCUGGCCGAGAUCGGUGUGCAGCUGUAUGUAUCGCCCGAGAUGAUGGACCAAAAGACGGGCAUGCCCGUCUCACAAAUCAAACAAGGCGGCAAUCGGCAACAACAAAUGCGCGCCGAGGAGUACGAAAGUUUCAACAUGGUGAAGACAUCGUUGCAGAAUCUGGUGUGGAAGGGCCCGCCAGCCUGGUCGCCACUUAUAGCCAACUGGAGCCUGGAGCUGGUGGCCAAGCUGUCGGAUAAAUACACCCAGCGUCGCAUGACCAUCACAGCCAGCUGCAAUUAUUGGCUGGAAUGCAGUGCAAUGCAUGGAUUGCUCACACUGAUCAACAGUUGCUUUCGCAAGCUGAGCAAUGCGGAGGCGGAAUCGUGUGUGGAAACGAUGCUCAAUGCAUUCCAUCGCUAUCCAAUGACGUUUGAUUGGAUUGUCGCCAGAUUAGGAGGCUGUUUUCCUCACAAGAUCAUUAUGCAGAUAUUGCAGUGUGGCAUCAAGCGUUUUGCGGAGGAUUAUCGCUGUCAUUUGGACUCGGAGGCGGGCAUUUUGGACUACAUGACUUCUUGUCACGAGCAGCAGUUGUGUGCAGCAUUUCGCGAGAUGUUGAAAGACGGUUUGGCGCCCAAGAAGCCACUCGAUGUGGCCAUUGUGCCGUUUCUUCUGAUAACCACCAAUUACUCCGAUGCCAUACUGCAGAGUUUGGUCAACGUGUUCAUAGAGAUAUUCACCGAUGAGAUGUGCGAUGCCAUUGUGCAGAAAGCGCCGCUUUGGCUGAGCAAUAAAAUGUUUGCAGACAUGCAGCCAUCUCUGAACAACGCUGUGCUGCGUCUCAACCAGCAUGGUGCCAAGUUGCUGCUGAUGGUCUCACGCAUGGCCGAGAAGUACACUUGGUGUCAGGAUUUUCUCGACACGUCAAUGCAAGAAUUGGAGCAGUGGGUGCUCAAUAUGCGCAACUUUCCGCUGCUUGUUGACUUGGCCUUUGAAGAGACAAAGUAUAUGCUGUGGAAAAGCUGUCUCAGCACGAAUAUAUUGGAACAGCAGACGGCAGUGCGACUGCUCUUGGUUGUCUCCUCACAGCAUCCGCAUAUCUAUUAUCAAACCAUAUCAGAAUUGCUGCGCAAAUCGUAUGCCCAGAAUCCAAGCACAAUUGGUGCGCUAAUGCGCUUGCUGGGCGGCCAGAGUGGUGUGCUCAACUUUCCUAGCAUUACGAAGGGUUUCAAAAUGGUGCUGGAAGACAUAACGUUGCAGGAACAGGUGAACAAUCGCUUGCUCGUGGAGCCAGGCACGCCAACCGAGGCAUACAACACGUUCUACAACCUCAACAUAUUGACCAAAAUGCAAAAGAAGAAUCACUUUCCACACGUUAAGCCGCAGCUGUUGACACAAUCGUUGAACGAAUGCCUGCCCAAGAUUAUACAAAUACUCGACUGCACCAUUCAGAAGCUAGUGCUCAAAAUGGACAAGGAUGCAGCUGAGCACAGUGCGGAGAAAUUCAAAUUGCAGCAGGCCAAUAAUAACAACAACAAUAAUGGCUACAGUAUUGAUGGCAUAAAGCGAGCCAAGCUCGACUCAGCCACAGAUGACGAAGCCAGAGACGCAGCACGCAUGCGUUUGGCCCAUCAAAUCGUUGACCUGUUGAACAACAUUGAAGCUGGAGCCCGAGCGAAUGUGCUACGCACUCCGUUGGUGCUUAAGCUGGCCGUGCUGAGCGUUAAGUACUUCUUUGUGGGUCUCACAGAGCAGACUGUUAUUCGUCGAGCUGCAGCUGCUCAUCGUGCCUAUGCACUGCUGCAACGUCAGUGCACAGCGCGUAAAAUAGCGCGCACUGUUUGUCUGCGUGAGCUGGUGGAGAGCGCACUCUUCUAUCAUGGCCACUUGUUGGGCCAGCUGGAGGAGUAUGAACUGGAUGAACUGAAGAUACCCGAACACGAGCUGCUCAUUCUACAGAAUUUACACACCAACUCGGGCACCAACUCGAAUCGUUCUGUGCUGCAUUCAGGCAUCAUUGGACGUGGCCUGAGGCCGGUGUUGCCCACCAACGAAAGAAGCUGCGAUGCAGAGAAGCAAGCUUUGUAUCUAAAGGCGCUCAAUGCGUGCUGCACAGAUCUGGACAAACCCAACAAUGUCGAAGGUUACUCCUUGGUCUCGUUGACACUGGUCGAACUGGUUUCAACGGAUGUGAUGUACAAUGGAUUGCCCUUUCCGGACGAGGAGUUCACUCGCGUCACCAUGGAGCGGGACAUGCAAAUACGUCGUGCCUUUAUUACCUCACCCGUGCUUUGGGCAGUGCUCGGCUUGAUAGCCACACACAGACCCGCCUUGUGCUACUCCUCCGUAUUGCUGCGAGCGCUGUGCGCCACCUGCUUGCAUCACUGGCGUGGCAAGAAUGUCAACAAAUUCCAGCCUACGGCAGCCAACGAUGAGCUCAUGCUGUGCACCAAAAAACUGCUGCAGCUGCUGGCCAUGAGUCAACUGAUACCGCCUCCACUUGCAAACCUGCACACGAUCAUCGAGCACUUCGAAGCGCCAGAAAUUGCAUUGCUGCUGCGCGAGUGCAUUUGGAAUUAUUUGAAGGAUCAUGUGCCCUCGCCUGCGCUCUUCCAUGUGGACAACAAUGGUCUGCACUGGCGCAACACAAGCCAGGCCAAGGUGGCGCCUCAAUACGUGGACACGCUGCGUCAACUGAUGCAGAAGAAGCUGAGCAAAUUGGGACCUCACUAUCAUCAGAUGUUCAUCAUGAGCGAUCUGCAUGUUGCACAGCCAAAUCCAACAGCAAUAGCAGCGACAACAACAACAGCAGCAACAUCAUCAGAGCAGCCAACAAACACAGCAAUAGCCAAAGCCAGCAUUGAGGUUGUCGAGUUGGAGUAAUAGACAAUUAGUUAGCUAUUUAGUUAAGCAUAGAGUAAAGUGUGUGUGUGAAGUGUGUGAUUGGAUUAUAUAUAUAUGUGUGUGUGUGUAUUUUUGUAUUUUGUACUUGAUGCGUUUAAAUUUCAGACUCUGUUUUUGUCGGAGCACACAAGAAUAAACAGCAAAGCAUUCAUUCAAUAUGCGAUGCAAUUUAGAUAUU